GCGGGGGCUCCCGGAAGUGGCCAGCUCGAAGCGCUGGCGGCCCAGUCCGUCGGCCCGUCGGUCCGCUCGUCCGCUGCCGGUGCCGAGCGCGCCUAGGCCGUCGUCGCUGUUCCCUCCGUCUGUUCGUCCCGACGCGGCGGCCAGGCGCUCACCAUGGCGUCGUUCAUCUGGGUGCAGCUGAAGAAGACCUCGGAGGUGGACCUGGCCAAGCCGCUGGUGAAAUUCAUCCAGCAGACGUACCCGAGCGGCGGCGAGGAGCAGGCCCAGUACUGCCGCGCGGCCGAGGAGCUCAGCAAGCUGCGGCGCUCGGCGCUCGGCCGCCCGCUGGACAAGCACGAGGGCUCGCUAGAGACGCUGCUGAGAUAUUAUGAUCAGAUUUGUUCCAUUGAACCCAAGUUCCCGUUUUCUGAAAAUCAGAUCUGCUUGACAUUUACAUGGAAGGAUGCUUUUGAUAAAGGUUCCCUUUUUGGAGGAUCUGUAAAAUUGGCUCUUGCAAGCUUAGGAUAUGAAAAGAGCUGUGUGUUGUUCAAUUGUGCUGCCUUAGCUAGCCAGAUUGCAGCAGAGCAGAACCUGGAUAAUGAUGAAGGAUUGAAAACCGCAGCUAAGCAGUACCAGUUUGCUAGUGGUGCCUUUUUACAUAUUAAAGACACAGUGUUAUCUGCCUUAAGUCGAGAGCCUACUGUGGACAUAUCUCCAGAUACUGUUGGGACUCUCAGUCUUAUUAUGCUGGCCCAAGCUCAAGAAGUAUUUUUCUUAAAGGCCACAAGAGAUAAGAUGAAGGAUGCCAUCAUAGCUAAGCUGGCAAAUCAGGCUGCAGAUUACUUUGGCGAUGCUUUCAAACAGUGUCAGUACAAAGAUACUCUCCCCAAGGAGGUAUUCCCCACCCUGGCUGCCAAGCAGUGUAUCAUGCAGGCCAAUGCUGAGUACCACCAGUCCAUCCUGGCCAAGCAGCAGAAGAAGUUUGGGGAAGAGAUUGCAAGGUUGCAGCACGCAGCAGAGCUGAUUAAGAAUGUGGCCUCUCGCUACGAUGAGUAUGUCAAUGUGAAGGAGUUCUCUGACAAAGUCAGCCGUGCCCUUACUGCAGCAAAGAAGGACAAUGAUUUCAUUUACCAUGACCGUGUCCCAGACCUGAAGGAUCUGGACCCUAUCGGCAAAGCCACACUCGUGAAACCCACCCCAGUCAAUGUACCCAUCAGCCAGAAGUUCACGGAUUUGUUUGAGAAGAUGGUCCCUGUGUCUGUGCAGCAGUCCCUGGCUGUGUUUAGUCAGAGGAAAGCUGACUUGGUUAACAGAUCAAUCGCUCAGAUGAGAGAAGCUACUACUUUGGCAAAUGGAGUAUUGGCUUCCCUUAACCUUCCAGCAGCAAUUGAAGAUGUGUCUGGAGACACUGUACCUCAGUCUAUACUUACCAAGUCUACAUCUGUAGUUGAACAGGGAGGCAUCCAGACUGUCGACCAGCUGAUAAAAGAGCUACCUGAGUUACUACAAAGAAAUAGAGAAAUAUUAGAGGAGUCACUAAGAUUGUUGGAUGAAGAAGAAGCAACUGAUAAUGACUUAAGAGCAAAAUUCAAGGAGCGCUGGCAAAGGACUCCAUCCAAUGACUUGUACAAGCCUUUAAGAGCAGAGGGAGCCAAAUUCAGAGCCGUUCUCGAUAAAGCUGUGCAAGCGGAUGGACAAGUGAAGGAGCGCUACCAGUCCCACCGAGACACCAUUGCACUUCUGUGUAAGCCGGAGCCGGAGCUCAAUGCCGCCAUCCCCUCUGCUAACCCAGCAAAGACCAUGCAGGGCAGCGAGGUUGUGAAUGUCUUAAAAUCCUUAUUAUCAAAUCUUGAUGAAAUAAAGAAGGAAAGAGAGGGUCUUGAGAAUGACCUGAAGUCAGUGAAUUUUGACAUGACAAGCAAGUUUUUGACAGCACUGGCCCAAGAUGGCGUGAUAAAUGAGGAGGCUCUUUCUGUCACUGAGCUGGAUCGGAUCUAUGGUGGUCUAACAAGCAAAGUUCAAGAGUCUCUGAAGAAACAGGAGGGACUUCUAAAAAAUAUACAGGUCUCACACCAGGAAUUCUCCAAAAUGAAGCAGUCUAACAAUGAGGCUAACUUAAGAGAAGAAGUUCUGAAGAACCUAGCAACUGCGUAUGACAACUUUGUUGAGCUUGUAGCUAACUUGAAGGAGGGCACAAAGUUUUACAAUGAGCUGACUGAAAUCCUGGUCAGAUUCCAGAACAAAUGCAGUGACAUAGUGUUUGCACGGAAGACAGAAAGAGAUGAGCUCUUGAAGGACCUGCAGCAGAGCAUCGCCAGAGAGCCUAGUGCUCCUUCCAUCCCUCCCCCAGCAUAUCAGUCCUCUCCAGCAGGGGGACAUGCAACAGCCCCUCCAACUCCAGCCCCAAGAACCAUGCCGCCUGCUAAGCCCCAGCCUCCGGCCCGGCCUCCACCCCCUGUGCUUCCUGCAAACCGAGUUCCUCCUGCUGCUGCUGCGGCUGCCCCUGCAGGGGUGGGGACUGCUUCAGCAGCGCCAUCACAGACCCCUGGCUCUGCUCCCCCUCCACAGGCUCAGGGACCACCGUACCCUACUUAUCCAGGAUAUCCCGGGUAUUGCCAAAUGCCCAUGCCCAUGGGCUACAACCCCUACGCGUAUGGCCAGUAUAAUAUGCCGUACCCACCGGUGUAUCACCAGAGCCCUGGACAGGCUCCAUACCCAGGACCCCAGCAGCCUGCCUACCCCUUCCCUCAGCCCCCGCAACAGUCCUACUAUCCACAGCAGUAACACUGCCAUGUACUGCUGGUCCAGAUCAGAGCGACAGGACAGCAGCUGCCACCAGCUCUAAGCCACGCUCUGGCCACUCAAGAGUAUCUUGCUCUACUGAUUGCUGUGGAUGAUUUCUGUCUGUGGCUAAAAGCCGAAGGCUGGGCCUCACCUCCACAUUUGAUCACACUCGUGAGAUUCUGCUGCUCUUGCAGCAUAAAUGCUAGCUAUAAUAGCAUUUGAAAAAAAUUACAGUUCCAUAAAACGCUGAAAAUGAGAAAUUAAACCUGCAAGUGAAACAUUUGAAAUUAGCUUACUUUAUAAGAUGCGGUUGGGACAAAGCUGGUUUAAGUACUGAUAUGUAAGGAAAAAGUUUUCUUUCUCUUUUGGUUUAUUGAUUUAGUUUAAUUUCUAUUAUGAUAUUUUGCAUAAUCAAGGCAUUGUAAAUCUUAUAAUUUAAAAAUAAAUGACUUAUGAACAGUUGUCAUUGUUAUGUUUUGUCAUUGAUUCUCACUGCUGUCUAAUUCCUUUCUGGUAUUGGCCUCUCCUUUUGUAUGUUCACAGCUCCAUGUACUGUGUUGAAAUGCAUGAGCAGUCAGAUGAGCAGUCAGGCGAGGGCCGUCUGCGGGGCCCAAGCCCAGCCCCAGCUUAUCUCUCAGAUGCUGGGCAGUCAGCUCAUUUUGACAUUUGUUUUUAAAAGUCCUUUAAUGUGGAAGAUACACGUAAUUGUUACCAAAGAUUCUUCAAAUAAAUACGUUUAAAAAGUAUGUAUUAAUGUUUUAUUGUUAGAUUUUCCAAGAAAAUGAUGCAAAUUCUGGUAAUAAUUCGUUUCCCUUACCCAUAAUCUGGUUAAAAUGAGUAGUUUUAGCCAUACAGUCUCAUCUGAUGUGGUAGAAUCUGGAGAAAGUUCCCUGUGCCUUUCUAGUCCUCAGUUCCAUCUAUUAUCCUGUAAUGUCUACUGCACAGUGUAUUUGAACAGAUCUUAACCCUUCUUUUAAAGCUUCUUAUUUUUUAUUUUUUGUGGCUCCUGAAGAACUGAGGUUAUUUUGUAAUCCAGGGAGAAUACAGGACAAUUGUUGGGACAUGUGCCUAGUCUGGAAUACGCCCAGUUGCUGUGCAAGCCCCGUGACAAUGAGGAGAUGCAUCCUGGACCAGGAAGCGGUGCAGGCAGGAGCUGUCCAAGGUCUCUGCGGCCCUGCCUGUGUGAGGUUCUUUUCCGACACGAGGUGUAUAAACAGAUUUCUAAUCUGUGUUUUCUAAGUUGAAUGCUGACGUUGUCUUGCCUUAUCAUCUCAUUUAAGUGAUAUGGUCACCCAGUCUGCUGUUACUCUCGUUGACAAUUCAGGCUGAAAUUUCAAAUGUAAGACUGAAGAUAACGAUUGUAAAAGGGAGUAAAUUGGUUUUAAUGUGUGUAUUUUAAAGCACCUCACUCUGUUGUUGUAUGUGGAAAACACAGAUGUGCUAAUUCAGUAUAAAUGACUGAUUGCUUGGAAUAUGGACAUUGGCUUAAAGUCCGAUAGCUAAACCUUUUCAGAGCGUAACAAAUGUCUCAUUGGUCAGCUUCAGUGCUCUAGAUCAUCCAGUGUAUGAGACAGGUUUAUUUGAGUCCUCUGUAAAUGGUAUUUGAAUUUUAUAUUCUCCCGAGUAUCUUAUAAGACAUCCCCUGAGUUAGAGAAUUCCCAGACUGCUAGUCUAUUCCUUACUAAUGCAAAACAACCACCAAAAGAAACAAAUAGAAAAAAGAAAAAGAAAAAAAUGGCCUGAAUAUUCUCUUGGGGAAAGGGGUUGGAGGUCUAAAGGGAAGGGCAAAUGUAUCAGAGAGCCAAAGGGGGGAGGGGUCAGGCCAGCAGCCAUUUCCUCAGUGCCCUGUGCUAUGCCUGCAGGGUCACAGAGGACAGGCAGUGUGGGAAGGCAGCCCCUUCCAGUUGCCCCUCAGCUCAGCUCCUGAGGGAAGCCUCUUGCCAGGUGUCUCAUCCUUUAAGUUGCUCAGGAUGUUCUUCAGGUUUCGGGCUAGGUGCCAUUAACCCGCAGUGCUAGCUUUGCCUUCCUAAGCCUGUCCAGUUUGACUGGUAGAGAGCCUCCUUAUGUGCCUACUGUCCUUCCUAGGAAACUAGAUGGUGGCCCUCACCUGGAUGGGUUUGUCAGCACAUCCUAACCUAUGCUCGGUUUGCUAUGCUCUUCAGAACGCACUGCAGAAGUUACUAUGUAUGAUGGCCGUUUACUUGGAGGUAGAGGGUUCCACUCUGUCUCGAGUAUGUUAUCCCGUGUUUAUAAUCAGACUUUCUGCUACCUUCUUAAAUGAAGGUACCUGCCCCCAGGCCAUUUAUGUUGGCUCUCUAAGCCUCUUAUGAAAUGGGUUGAUUACCCACAAACUACUGAAGCUUUGCUGAGACACCCAUCCGAAGAGGGGGAAAGCCAUCUGACUUUGACUUCCUGUCCCAGAGAUGGAUGGCUUGACUACUCAGUACGGUGUCAGUCUCUGAGCUGGAGAACUGUUUCUGUUUCUUGGUCCUUUUCUUGAUUGAGAAAAGCAGUCAUGUCACACCGCACAGCAGCCAGCCUCUGAGACCCCCCGAGUCUACACUCUGGCAUCCUUGCAAUUAUGUCCCCCAGUAUAAGUGUGCCUGUGGCAGUUCUAUCCCUACCUCUGUCCCAGCCAGCUACCUUUCUAGUCAACACAGAUUAGUGCUUUUUUUUUUUUCCCCCAAUUGAGAUUUACAGUUUGUAAGCGUUCCUUUGUAUAUAUUUCCUAAUUUCAUGAACAGGAUAAAAUAGUAAAGAGGCCUGAGUUUGCUAGUGGGAGUUUUUACGUCAGUGAUGAGCGUGUCUUGAAGCCUUGCUACAGCCCUGUGGCCUGCCAUCUCUAAGACUUGUGCAGCUAGUUGACUCACAGUGUAGAAAUGGGCACAAGCUGGACAAAACCUCUACAGGAAGAGAGAAAAUUACUGGUUUAAGUAUAGACUUUAGAACUAAAUGGAAGAGCAAAGAAGGAAAAUUAUAUUUUUAACAAAAGAGAAUAUUCAGGCUUUAUUUCUGGUAUGAAAUUUAUAUUUUUUAGAAAAUGUAUCCUAUAUUAUCACACCGGAGAUUUUAGAUUCCUUUCUGGUUAAAAACAUUGCUGGUAGUUGGAUUAUAUUUUUAUUGUAUUCAUUUAUUUCUCUUAGGGGGAAAUUGUAAAGAAACAAAAAGAUUCCGGAUGAAUGUAUCCUAGAAAUAAAAGUUGAAAGAUUCUUAC
This is a messenger RNA of Grammomys surdaster, 5977 nucleotides long. RefSeq names its product programmed cell death 6 interacting protein (gene Pdcd6ip). Gene Ontology annotation, cellular component: endosome. Gene Ontology annotation, biological process: mitotic cytokinesis. The transcript is spliced from 18 exons. Bases 154 to 2763 code for a protein of 869 amino acids. Gene Ontology annotation, molecular function: protein binding. NCBI's taxonomy places the organism in Eukaryota, Metazoa, Chordata, Mammalia, Rodentia, Muridae. The record is from RefSeq and is a predicted model, not a curated record.